AUUUUAGUUCGCACUGGAAUUGACGAUGGCAAAGGGAGAGGUUUAAGGGAAGGCGCAAUACUCUGGCGCUUGGUUUUAGGUAUGCUGAUGAUGGUGAAUGGUUUGUGUCAGAAGGAAGGAAGGAAGGAAGGAAAGCAGGAGCGGGGCAGGAUUCAGUUCGAUUAGCUCGUCAAGCGCACUGAUGUUAAAUUGAGGGUUUGCAAAUCGGCCUCGGCCAAGAAGGUGGGCACAUCAGCGUCUCAGCAAGUUGGUGCUGAGAGAACGAAGUGGAGAGCAGAGCAGUGGAGCCGUUCAGGGCGAAGACGCGACCCAGGCAGAGAGAUUACCGAGGAAGGGCGAUGGAGGCUUCAUCGUCCGCGACGGUGGCACGGCAGACAUGGGAACUGGAGAAUAAUAUUCAGAUGGAGAGCCCCGCCGGGGCCGUGGCGGAUGCCGAUGCUAUGUAUCAGUACGAUGAAGUUGCCCAGGCCGGUAUACAGCAGCAGAAGCCUUGGGUCGACGUUCCCCAUUAUUUCAAAAACGUGAAAAUUUCUGCGUUAGCGCUCUUGAAGAUGGUUGUCCAUGCGAGAUCGGGAGGUACGAUCGAAGUCAUGGGAUUAAUGCAAGGAAAGACGGACGGGGAUACGAUCAUAAUUAUGGAUGCAUUUGCUCUGCCAGUCGAGGGAACUGAAACUCGUGUGAAUGCCCAAGCGGACGCUUACGAGUAUAUGGUGCAAUAUGCGCAAACCAACAAACAGGUUGGAAGACUUGAAAACGUGGUGGGAUGGUACCAUUCACAUCCGGGCUAUGGUUGCUGGUUAUCUGGGAUCGAUGUGUCGACACAGAUGCUGAAUCAGCAGUAUCAAGAACCUUUUUUGGCUGUAGUCAUCGAUCCCACGAGGACGGUUUCUGCUGGAAAGGUCGAAAUAGGUGCCUUCAGGACAUAUCCAAUGGACUACAAACCUCCAGAUGAACCUCCAUCUGAGUAUCAAACUAUCCCCUUGAACAAAAUUGAAGAUUUUGGAGUUCAUUACAAACAGUACUAUUCUCUGGACAUUACGUACUUCAAGUCAACUUUGGAUUCGCACCUCUUGGAUCUACUCUGGAAUAAAUACUGGGUCAACACCCUUUCUUCUUCACCUCUUCUUGGCAAUCGCGAUUAUGUUGCCGGCCAGGUUUCAGAUCUUGCGGAGAAGUUAGAACAAGCUGAAACACAGUUAGCGCACUCUGGCCGGAUUGGGGGUUUCUUCAUGCCUCCACAACGGAAGAAAGAGGAAGAAUCACAGUUGGCCAAGAUUACUCGUGAUAGCUCGAAAAUCACCGUGGAGCAAGUGCAUGGACUUAUGUCUCAGGUGAUCAAGGACAUAUUAUUCAACUCCGUAACCUCAGGGAACUCAUCUGCUCCCGUUACGUCUGAUUCUUCUGGUCCCGAGCCUAUGGUCGAAGCCUGAGACUCUCGAAGGAGUACCUUGGCUCUAUAUACUUCUCAAUUUUAUUCGUGAGACACCCGAAGAAUGAUCAAAGAUGAGAAGGUGAAUUUGAUCGAAAGCCCAUGGGCUGCAUUUCAGUCGUAUUUGAUGCAAGGUAAGCAUGACCUAUACAAGGAAGUCAUUAGAGCCUGUUAGGAAUGAAGCUGAAUUAGGUGCAAGGUGUCUCCUUGCCUUAGACAGUUCGUCCUUAGGUCUCGCAUAGAAGCGUUGAAGAACGUCCACAUAUAACUCUAGCGAGGGAGGCUCUUGAACAUUUUUUUCCUUGAAGGUGUUGCGCUAUUAUCUGCUCAAGUGCAUACCGGAGCUUGUCCGAGAAGCAAAAUCGUUUGUACAGUGUAAUUAAGAGCUUUCAGCGGAGAAGUCAAAAGCUUCGUUAUUGCAUACUGGUUGUCUCAAUCUCGAUCAUACGAGGGACCAAUUCGUGAUCACACCUACUUGUGUUUCAUCCUUUUCGUUCUCAGUCAACUUGGUGUCUUCUGUUUUCUUUAAUACGUAGAAAAUAUCCGUAGGCGAUAUUGCGGAAAUGGCGAAAUUCUAGAAGACAUACUGAACAUAGCUAUUAGGCUUCGCACAAAAGCUUUGUUGGGCAUGGAGGUUUCAACCUGUCAUGACUUAUAUGUCAUGCAUAGCAGAUAGAAACUUUGUCCGUUAACUGGCCUUUAAGUCAGGUGAUUUACUAACCAUGCAACAUGCUCCUUAUGUGGC
Molecule: messenger RNA, 2174 nt
Organism: Marchantia polymorpha subsp. ruderalis
Lineage: Eukaryota; Viridiplantae; Streptophyta; Marchantiopsida; Marchantiales; Marchantiaceae
Source: the annotation of a GenBank genome assembly